Messenger RNA from Miniopterus natalensis, 1529 nucleotides. NCBI's taxonomy places the organism in Eukaryota, Metazoa, Chordata, Mammalia, Chiroptera, Miniopteridae. The record is from RefSeq and is a predicted model, not a curated record.
GUCUUGCAGACUUCUCCACCCAGGUGAACUCCUCGUCCCUCAACUCCCCCACGGGGCGUGGCUCCAUGGCUGCCCCCUCGCUGCACCCCUCCCUGGGGCCUGGCAUCGGCUCCUCGCUCGGCUCCCCAGGACAGCUGCACUCGCCUAUCAGCACCUUGAGCUCCCCCAUCAACGGCAUGGGCCCUCCCUUCUCGGUCAUCAGCUCCCCCAUGGGUCCCCAUUCCAUGUCCGUGCCCACCACACCCACCCUGGGCUUUGGCACCAGCAGCCCCCAGCUCAACUCGCCCAUGAACCCCGUCAGCAGCACCGAGGACAUCAAGCCCCCGCUGGGCAUCAAUGGCGUCCUCAAAGUCCCGGCCCACCCCUCAGGGAACAUGGCGUCCUUCACCAAGCACAUCUGUGCCAUCUGCGGGGACCGCUCCUCAGGCAAGCACUACGGCGUGUAUAGCUGUGAGGGCUGCAAGGGCUUUUUCAAACGGACGGUGCGCAAGGACCUGACCUACACCUGUCGGGACAACAAGGACUGCCUGAUCGACAAGCGGCAGCGGAACCGGUGCCAGUACUGCCGCUACCAGAAGUGCCUGGCCAUGGGCAUGAAGCGGGAAGCCGUGCAGGAGGAGCGGCAGCGGGGCAAGGACCGGAACGAGAACGAGGUGGAGUCCACGAGCAGCGCCAAUGAGGACAUGCCGGUGGAGAAGAUCCUGGAGGCCGAGCUGGCUGUCGAGCCCAAGACUGAGACGUACGUGGAGGCCAACAUGGGGCUGAACCCCAACUCGCCCAAUGACCCUGUCACCAACAUCUGCCAAGCGGCGGACAAGCAGCUCUUUACCCUGGUGGAGUGGGCCAAGCGGAUCCCGCACUUCUCCGAGCUGCCCCUGGACGACCAGGUCAUCCUGCUGAGGGCAGGCUGGAACGAGCUGCUCAUCGCCUCCUUCUCGCACCGGUCCAUAGCCGUGAAGGACGGGAUCCUGCUCGCCACCGGGCUGCACGUCCACCGGAACAGCGCCCACAGCGCGGGGGUGGGCGCCAUCUUCGACAGGGUCCUGACAGAGCUCGUGUCCAAGAUGCGGGACAUGCACAUGGACAAGACGGAGCUGGGCUGCCUGCGAGCCAUUGUCCUGUUCAACCCGGAUUCCAAGGGGCUCUCGAACCCAGCUGAGGUGGAGGCAUUGCGGGAGAAGGUCUACGCAUCCCUGGAGGCAUACUGCAAACACAAGUACCCAGAGCAGCCUGGGAGGUUUGCCAAGCUGCUGCUCCGCCUCCCAGCUCUGCGGUCCAUCGGCCUCAAGUGCCUGGAACAUCUCUUCUUCUUCAAGCUCAUCGGGGACACGCCCAUCGACACCUUCCUCAUGGAGAUGCUGGAAGCCCCCCAUCAAAUGACUUAGGCCCUCAGUCUGGCCACCCCAUCUGGCCUCCAGCUGCUCUCCUCGGCUGGGCCCCAUCCCUGCCCCUUCUCUGCCUGGCCUGUUUGGACUUUGGGGCGUAGGCUGUCACUGCUAAGCCUAAGAGAUGUGUUGCCACCCUCGUUA